Molecule: messenger RNA, 3054 nt
Organism: Prosopis cineraria
Lineage: Eukaryota; Viridiplantae; Streptophyta; Magnoliopsida; Fabales; Fabaceae
Product: synaptotagmin-5-like
Exons: 14
Coding region: 191-2731 (846 amino acids)
Molecular function (GO): lipid binding
Source: RefSeq, a predicted model, not a curated record
GCAGGCUAUGUUUCUUCCUACUACAUCCCCCGUCAAAAUGGAAAGCUAAAAGGUUCCUCUGUUAGUUUCCUUUCAUGUGCUUCUGUUUCUGUUCAUCUUCAAUAUUCUUUAGCUCACAAAUAUCUCCUUACUUGAUUGAUUUCUUCGACCUCUCUAUCCUUUCUACCUUAUCCAUUGCCAUGGAUGGGAUAUGCUGAUGGUGGAUAGAGAAGGUAGAAUACAAGAUCAGAGAUUACAAAUCGGUUCGAUUACAAUGAGCAGAAAGAGAAGGUUGCUUCUCAACGUUGAAGAUGCAGCUAUUGACUUCUUCAACUAUCUCCACGAGGAGAAGCCCCAGAUUCUUGUCUUCAUUCCUCUGCUUUUGGUUGCCUGGGUUAUUGAGAGAUGGGCAUUCUCUUUGUCCAAUUGGGUUCCGCUUGCUCUAGCUGUGUGGCUAACCAUUCAGUAUGGGAACUAUCAACGCAAACAACUUGUGGAGGACUUAAAUAAGAGAUGGAAUCGAGUCGUAUUGAACAUCUCGCCCUCGACACCAUUGGAGCACUGUGAGUGGCUGAAUAAACUAUUGACAGAAGUUUGGUCCAAUUAUUUAAACCCAAAGCUUUCAAGAAGGUUAUCAGAUAUAGUUGAGAAACGUUUAAAGCUGAGAAAACCAAAACUUAUAGAAAGGGUUGAGCUUCAGGAGUUUUCACUUGGAUCUGGCCCUCCUUGCUUGGGUCUACAAGGGAUGCAAUGGUUAACUAUUGGUGAUCAGCCAGUCCUUAGACUGGGCUUUGAUUGGGACACAAAUGAAAUGAGUAUUUUGAUGUUUGCUAAGCUGGCUAAGCCUUUGAUGGGAACUGCUAGGAUCGUGGUCAACAGUCUUCAUAUCAAGGGUGAUCUCCUAAUUACCCCAAUUCUAGAUGGUAAAGCACUUUUAUAUUCAUUCGUAUCAACUCCUGAGGUGAGAAUAGGAGUUGCCUUUGGAAGUGGUGGAAGCCAGUCACUACCUGCUACUGUGUUGCCUGGUGUUUCUUCUUGGCUGGUUAAACUUUUUACUGAUACCUUGGUGAAAACAAUGGUGGAACCUCGCCGCCGUUGUAUCUCCUUGCCUGCAGCCGACUUAGGAAAAAAGGCUGUUGGAGGCAUUAUAUAUGUCAGGGUGAUUUCAGCAAACAAACUUUCUAGGAGUUGCUUCAAGGGAAGCCCUUCCAGGAAGCAAACAAAUGGUACAUCCAAUAGCUCUUCAGACAGCAGCUCUGAUGACAAGGAUCUACAGACAUUUGUAGAGGUAGAACUUGAGGAAUUAACCAGAAGAACAGAUGUGAGACUGGGCUCAACUCCUCGCUGGGAUGCAACAUUUAAUAUGGUCUUGCAUGAUAAUGCAGGAAUUGUUCGUUUCAAUCUUCAUGAGCGUCCUCCUGGCAGUGUGAAGUAUGACUACCUAGCAAGUUGUGAAAUCAAGAUGAGACAUGUUGAAGAUGAUUCAACAAUAAUGUGGGCAAUAGGACCUGGUUCUGUUAUCAUUGCAAAACAUGCAAUGUUCUGUGGAGAUGAAGUUGAAAUGACUGUCCCAUUUGAGGGGGCCAAUUCAGGAGAGUUAAAAGUGAGCAUUGUAGUGAAAGAGUGGCAAUUAUCUGAUGGUUCGCAUAGCUUGAACAACUUACGAAUCAGCUCUCAGCAAUCACUUUAUGGUUCAUCAAAUCUUCAAGUAAGGACUGGAAGAAAACUUAGCAUAACUGUUGUGGAAGGAAAGGAUUUUGCUGCAAAAGACAAAUCUGGAAAAUUUGAUUCAUACGUAAAAUUGCAGUAUGGAAAGGUUGUCCAUAGAACAAGGACGGCUCUUACCUCAAAUCCUGUGUGGAACCACACCUUUGAAUUUGAUGAGAUUGGUGAUGGUGAAUAUCUAAAACUGAAAUGCUUUAACGAAGAUACUUUCGGAGAUGAAAACAUUGGCAGUGCCACUGUAAAUUUGGAAGGACUGGUGGAAAGGUCAAUCAAGGAUGUAUGGAUUCCUCUUGAAAGAGUUAGUUCUGGAGAAUUAAGACUUCAAAUAGAAGCAGUUAGGGUGGACGAUCAAGAUGGAUCGCGGGGUUCAGCUUUGGGCUCAAGCAAUGGUUGGAUUGAGCUUGUUCUGAUUGAAGGAAGGGAUCUUAUUGCGGCUGAUCUCAGAGGCACAAGUGAUCCAUAUGUGAGGGUGCAAUAUGGAAACCUGAGGAAAAGGACAAAGGUCAUACCCAGAACUCUUAACCCUAAAUGGAACCAGACCUUAGAGUUUCCUAAUGAUGGAAGUCCCCUAUAUCUGUACGUUAAGGACCAUAAUGCUUUACUACCCACAUCAAGUAUAGGUGAAUGUGCAGUCGAAUACCAAAUGUUGCCUCCAAACCAGAUGGCUGAUAAGUGGAUACCUCUUCAAGGGGUCAAGAAGGGAGAGAUCCACAUCCAAAUUACCAGGAAAGUCCCAGAGAUGCAAAGGAGACCUAGUCUAGAUGCGGAACCUUCCUUGAGUCAUUUACACCAAAUUCCUGCCCAGAUCAAAGAGACGUUGGUAAAGUUUCGGUCCAUGAUAGAGGAUGGGAAUAUUGAGGGACUUUCUACAACUUUGAGUGACCUUGAAACGCUAGAGGAUACACAGGAAGCCUAUAUAGGCCAGCUGGAGACAGAGCAAAUGCUACUUCUCAGCAAAGUAAAGGAACUAGGCCAGGAGAUCAUUAAUUCUUCUCCUUCUAUGACCAGAAGAUCCACUAUAAACUGACCACCUUCUACUUCCCUUUGAAGCAAGUUCUUUCCAACGUUUAAUGUUGCUGUAUGGUAACUAGGAGUGAUAAAUUUUGUAAAUGUUUCUCACACUAGCAGCGACUCUUAUAGUUGCCCAUCAUUAAAAUAAAUUAUUAAACUUUGAACUAUUUGUAUUCAAAUGCUGUAAAUGUAAAGCAACGGAUUAUUUAGUUGAUGCAUAUUCCUAUUCUCACAAGCCGCUGUAAAUAAUUUCACUUAGGCUUGUGAGUCGGUCAGUCCAUCAAUGAACUAUGUUAAAUUGAAAAGUGUGUGUAAAUAUAAAUUUGAAAUCGAUCUAUC